AUGGAGUACAGUGCGUGGAAAUACGUGGAUAAUGAUAAACAGAGGAAAUGCUCUGAACGAUUGAGUUGUCGUUGCAUUAUCAUUGUUUGCGUUGUUUUUAUUGUCUUAAUUCUUAUAGCCGUCGCUAUUGUACUUAUAAUCAAGUUUGUUGUUCUGAAAUCCGAUUCUAUACCCACGUUGCCUGAGACAACUACUUAUUAUACAGAUACAUCGUCAACAUCACUGGUCACCACUGAAAAGCCAAUAGUUCCAACGUUGACUAAUGCCAGUACCGCGACCUCAUCUAAUGGAACAUUAAUCGGUAUGACAACAGCAACAAUGUAUACCGGCACAUCAGAAAUGUCAUCUGAAACAAGCAUGACUAUGUUUACAUCAAUGGUUACAACCGAAAUGCCAGAUUCUGUGUCUGAGACAGGAAGUACCAAACGACAAGAGCAACGACGAUGUUGUUGUUGGAUCGUCCUUAUCGCGCUGAUCAUCUUCUUAGUCGCGGCGCUUGUUAUCACUUUAGUUGUUAUAUUUGUUAUUCUACCAAAACAGCCGUCUCCCAAGUCUGUUUGGAGUCAACUACAAAAUAUGACAAACGCACGAUGUCAGCAUACUGCAUCUGUACUUUCAAAUUCAAUAGUGUUAGUUGUUGGUGGACAAAAUAACGGUACCCUCUUGAAAAGCAAUGAAGUUUAUAAUUUCAGCACUGGUAGCUGGAACUUAUCUAGCAACUUGAUCGAUGGACGUUAUGAUCAUACAGUAACAAAAUUACCAGAUGGAUCGAUACUGAUAGUUGGCGGCCGUGGUGAAAUAAAUGCGCUAAAGUCUGUUGAAAAGUAUAAUUCAACAAGCGCAGCAUGGCGGUCUAUUCAAGGAAUGAAUAUUCCACGGUAUGGACAUACUGCUUCUGUAUUAGAAGAUGGAAAAAUAUUGGUGGCUGGUGGAAGGAAUAAUGCCGAUGGUGUAUUAGACAGUUGUGAAAUCUAUAAUCCAAACGAUGAAACAUGGCAACCUACCAGAGGAAAAAUGAAAAAUGGACGAUAUAGUCAUGCAGCAAUUGAAACAAAAGGAGGUGUAAUAGUCGUUGGUGGAUAUGGGAGUGAUCAUCUGAAAACUGUGGAAAUAUAUGAUCCAGCGCAACAAUCAUGGAGUUUUGUUGGCAACAUGAACCAUUCUCGAAUUAAACCUGUCUUGGUCUCAUUGAAUGGAGGAUCGGUAUUAGCUAUUGGAGGAUCCAAUGAUGAACCUCUAGCUAGUAUCGAAUUAUAUGAUCCAAACAGCAGUACUUGGACCAUGAAGGAAAAUAUGUCUGAUCCACGAGAUCAGCAUACAGCGUCUUUGUUAGGAGACGAUAUAGUGCUCGUCGCUGGUGGAUACAGGUCUAAAGACAGUGUACUGAAUAGUGUUGAAUUAUACAAUGUGUCAUCAGACAGAUGGACACUUAUCGAAAAUAUGACAUACGCACGUUACGGACAUACAGCAUCUAUACUAGCCGAUGGUUCAGUGCUGAUCGUUGGUGGAUGUGCUUCUGAGAAAAAUACGCUCAACACUGUUGAGUUAUACAAUCACAACACUACAGUUCUUUUCUCCGUUCUGUCAGAAGAAGGAAACACACACAAGUAUCGCUCUCUUUCAAUAAAAAAAAGAAAGAUAUAUACUUUCUCGUUCUUUUUCGCUUGCAUCGAAACUAUUCAUCAAAGCAGUCUAAAAUGGUUGAGUCGAGAUGAGCAAAUCGAAGAGAUUACUCUAUACUUACCUUCCAGUUGUCAAUAUCUUCGCUUUUCUGGUGUAGAAUUAAGUGAGAAGGCUGUAAACUUCAUUGGAGAAAACCUUCUACUUCGUGGAAAGAGUUCUAAUUUGCAACAUUUAUCUUUGUGUAAUACAAAAUUGACCGACGAAGGAAUCACAUGUUUAUGUCACGCAUUAAUCAACGGCAAAAAUUGCAGACUUCGUUCUCUUGAUGUUCAGUUGAAUAAUUUCACCGAUAUUGGUGCACACGAAAUAGCUAAAAUGUUAGAAGUGAACAAAGGAUUGGAAAUGUUGGACAUCAGUUAUUUGCAAUUGACGCGCGAUGGUAUAAUGGUCAUCUUGACAGCUUUGGUAGAGAAAAAUCGAACAUUGACAACAUUAGAUAUGACGAGUUCAAUACUUAUAGAUGAAAACAUGAAGAAUUUGCUAAAACGUAUUGAAGACAGAGUUCGUGUAAUAAAUGCGUACUACGGUUAUUAUUAA
Molecule: messenger RNA, 2220 nt
Organism: Adineta ricciae
Lineage: Eukaryota; Metazoa; Rotifera; Eurotatoria; Adinetida; Adinetidae
Source: the annotation of a GenBank genome assembly